CGAAUUCGCUGUGAUUGCCAGGCAAGAGAGCAUAAAUUGAUUCGAAAUUGCAUGUCAUGUGGUCGCGUUGUUUGUGAGCAAGAAGGAAGUGGUCCUUGCUGGUUUUGCGGUGAAUUAGUUUGCACACGUGAUGAAAGGAAGGUUUUGGAAGAUGGUUCGAAAAAUUCAUUGAUUCUUCGUUCUAAAUUUGAUCGUGCAAUAUUCAGUAGUGCAUCUGGUUCUUCCGAUGCUACCAUUCAAAAUGAUUUAGAAGCAGCUAAAGAUCUGCGAAACAGAUUGUUGGAAGCUGAUGCUGAUGUUGACCGAAGAACUCGUGUUCACGAUUUGCAGUCCGAUUAUCAUAAUCUUGAAAAUAAUAUUUAUUUGACAAAAGAGGAAAGGGAGGCCAUAAUAGCACGCAAACAAGAAAUAAAAGAAUUUCGUGCUCGCCAAAAAAAGCUGGUAGCACUCACUCUUGAACGCGAAAAUAUUAAAUUUCAAGAAACCCACAUGAAUGAUGCAGAUGAUCCUGUAAUUCAAUCAAUUAUGGAGAGAUCUAUGAAUCGAGUGAAGCAAAUUACUGAUCAGAACAAUCCAACUUUUAUGUCACCUAAUUCUUUUAUUGCUAAGUACGAUGAAACGAUUGGACGAAAGAUAAAGAAUAUCGACUAUGAAAACAUUUACGAUUUGGAGGAUUCAAAUUUUUAUUUGCUAAAUGAUCAGAUGAUGUAUGCUUAUGUAGAGCGUAAAGGAUUCGCAAUAGCUUUGUAUCAACCAGUUGCAUCAUUUCUUGUUCAUGGAAAAAGAAAACAUAUACCAUGGCACGAUGAGGUUCAUUUGCGUGGUCCUUUAAUUAUUGUUUCAAAUACUCAGAAGAUGACAGACGAAAUUUUCGAUCACGAAAUAUCCAUGUGCAAAGCACAAACAGAAAAUUUUGAAUCCGAUUUCCCAUGCGGUGCAAUAUUGGGUCGCGCAUUUUUGGAUGAAGUUUUAUCACCAGCAGAAUAUGCAGAUGUGUAUCCUGGUGAUGAGUGUUGCGAAGUCAAGAAUGGAUUCAUACUUAUUUUCAAAUUUUUCGAGCCUUUGCUGAUACCAAUUCCACAUAUACCUUCUCGAAGUGAUAUUUACAAGAUUAAUAAUCAUUUAAAAAAUGCUGUCCAAGAUAUUUUAUUGUCUCAGUGA
Molecule: messenger RNA, 1161 nt
Organism: Dracunculus medinensis (Guinea worm)
Lineage: Eukaryota; Metazoa; Nematoda; Chromadorea; Rhabditida; Dracunculidae
Source: the annotation of a GenBank genome assembly